GUGUGUGUGUGUGUGUGUGUGUGUGUGUGUGUGUGUGUGUGUGUGUGUCGCUGCUCAGCGCCUCGGUGUACCACACCGCUGUCAACGGACUGUGUGAGACGGACCUCGGUCGGCUUCUCCAGCGUCUCGUCUGGUUUUUUCUGCCUCCUGCUUCUGAUCCGCAAACACGUUUGAUCCGGAUCAAGAGAAAGAAACAGAGAGAGAAGGAGACAGAGGACUGGUUUCCAAACAGGAACGUCGUGAGCCUUGAAGUUUGGUGGAUUCUGGGGGUCGGUGGGAUCGCCGUGGUUUGGCUGCGGGGACUUUUCUGUUUUGGCAGCGCGUGACGUGGGGAUGUAGUUAUUACCGUGGAUGUGGGUGACUCUUCUUGCUGGAUUUAUUUUAUUCUUCGCACAGAUUUGUGUCAAUCAUUUCACUUUUAAUUACAAGCUGACACCCGUGGGGGCCCUCUGGGGGGGAAAAGCUCAGUAAAAUCCUCCUUUUGCCACUUUUACUGUGAGUUUUGAGUCACCUUCUCUGACUCCACAGCUGACGUGUUUUCUUCUUUUGCUUUGAUGAGACAUUGGGGUCAGAUCUCUGUGACCUGAGCGGACUCUGGGCGCUGUGUUCCAUGUCCGUUCUGUGGCCCCUCAUAAGCUCAGUGGCCCUCAGUCUCUUUGAACCUGACCCGCGGACAUGGGAGAGGCGACCCCCGCUCAGUCUGCUGCCGGGGGGUACGUCCCCAUGCUGGGUGUGGGUUUAGGAUCCGUGUCCGGUGGGGUCGGGACGGGCCCGGUGACCUCCAGGGGCCCCGCUGUCCCGCAGCUGCACAGCGACAUUGUGGAGCGUUUGCGCGCCCGCAUAGAGAUGUGCAGGAGGCACCACUCCACCUGUGAGAACCGCUACCAGAGGGGCCAGGCCGAGAGUUCGGACCGGGAGCACGAGAGCACCCUUCACCUCCUCAACAUAGUCCACCAAGGACCCGGCAACCGAAAGACCAAGGGCAGCCGGGGCUCGAACCAGCAACCUCCAGAGUACAGCAGGGCCAACGGACAGCAGAAAGGGUCGGAGGCGGAGCAGAAGGUUUCAACGCGCAUAGCGCUUCAAGGGUCUUUGCGAAGGAAAAUCGAGGGACAGGCACCAGGACACAACCCAAAGCAAAAUGGCCUCUCCUGUGGAUUCUCUGGAUCUGACUUCAAACGGGUCCGUGUGGACACGGGCGGUGUGGGACAUAGGCCCUGUAAUCAUAACGUAGUCCAGUCUCAGUCUCUGCAAGGGUCCUCAGCCAUGAACAUGCAGAGGAAGCACUACAUGAUGCCUCAUGGAGUGGGAUCAGACAUAUUCAACAUGACCUUGAAAGAAAUGAAGAAAGAGCCCAGUGAGGUCCAGUCUUGUGGCCAAUCGAGCACAGAGAUGAUUUUUGACUUCAAAGAUGAAGGCAGUGGCCAGAUCGACCCAGAGCUCCAGGAUCUGUUUGAUGAGCUGACAAAAACAGUACCCCCACUGAACGACCUAGAGUUUGAGAAGAUGCUAAAGCAGGACGACACAUUUGGAUUAGAUCUGGGUCGACCAAGUUCCGCAGGAGCAGCAGCCAGUAUCUGCUCUCCGAUGGAGAAGCCGAUAAAGAUGGAGCACUCCCCAGAUUUCUGCCACGCUCACAGCAGUUUGCCGCAGCUCCGGCCAGCCUCGGCGGGACCCUCUUUCACGUUGAGUGGCACUUCUCUGGGCACCUCUUCUCCCACCACUGCACAGAAAACUAACACUCAGACUGGACACCCCAGAGCCAUGCCAUGCUGGCCAGAAAUAUCCCACGCAGAGCAGCUGAAGCAGAUGGCAGCAAAUCAACAGCAGCCCAACUCUCUGCUGCAUCACCACCAGACGUCACCUGCAGGGCUGAGCAGCUGGGCUCCAGCCUUCAGCGCCCACUCAGCCAGCAGCUCUUUCCCUCAGGAGAAGGUCUCUGGUUCAGCCCCGAGCCAGCAGAGGAUCAGCUCCCAGACUAAAGGGAUCAACAACUGCCUCUUCAAGUCAAAUGGCCACAGUGGCUCCCAUCACAUGGACAUGAAGGUUCUCAGCAAGCCUACACUGCAUUUCAGCCCCAAAGCACCGCAGUCAAACAGCCAGCCAGUCCCCAUCAUGGCAAGCUCAGGGAACAACAGUUCAGGGCAGCAGCAGCAGCAGUCACCACUGACGGGAGCAAAUCAGCCUCCUUCAGCUCUCCACUUCCAGAACCAGCAGAUCUCUACGUGUGGGUCUUGCCUGCAGCCAAAAUCUGUCCCUCCUCAUGGAGCAGGGCUGCCAUUCAAACUGUCACAGCAGCGGCAGGGUAUUCCUGCCGGUCCAAGGUUGCCCACUAAUGGAAGUUUAGGCAUCAUGUCAGCGCAGUCACUGCCGCAACCUCCAGCACCCAACAAUCAGCAGCAGAAAGGCGCAGCGAAAACUCUGCAGAGAGCACCGAACCAACCGCAGCACAUCAUCAGCAACUCAGACAAAGACAAUUCACAUGAUCACUUCAGCCGUCAUCUCACAAGACCACCGCCAGACUACAAGCAAUCAAGGAAUAUAAUGGGAGUUCAACAAGGAAACAUCUUCACAGGUCAAAACACCUCCCAGUCUCCAAGUAGCGGCCCUGAGAAUGACGUACAUACUAUGUCUUGCAACCUCCCAUGUGGCCCUGGUUCAAAGAUAAGUCUAUCACCAACAGAUCACAGAUUUGGUGUUGGGAAUGACUGCCAUCCAAAUGCGUGUGUUGGUCAGUUCCAGCAGCAACACAAUCAGAGCAGAAUUGGGCUAAAUCAAAACAAACCCAGAUUUCUGGGGCCGAGCACACAAGGAAAUUCUUUUAGAAUGAAUAGCGUCGCCAGUGUACAACACUCAAGAUCGACAGUUGACCUGCAUUCCUCGGGGGUACUGGGACAAAGUCUCGGAGGUUUGAUGACAAAUGUCAACUUGAGUUGGGCCUCGGCCAACAAGCAAGUGACAACUGGGCUCAGUGUUAGGCGGCUCCCAAACCCACUCCAGUCUCAGGGUGUACAGCUGGACAUGGCGAACCAUCCCUACCAACAGAGGAACAUCGGCCCCCCUAACCAGGUAGCACCAGACAUCGGGAUGCUCCCUCUUAACCCUGCGUUAAGCGACAUAGGUUCCAGGCGGAGCCAACCAAUGAUGGGCUCUCCAACAGGACUUGGAAACCUGAACCAGUCCUCCCCAGAACAGAGGGUGCCGGCAGGGAACUUCACCGAGCCCAGUCCCAGUUCAAGCAGCUAUCAGAAUAACCGGGCCAACCGGCUGAUCUUUGACUUCCUCCCUGAGGGAGACAACACAGUUCCAGGGAUCAACACAGACUCUGACUUCAUUGACUCUCUGCUUAAGUCUGGCUCUGGGAAUGAUGACUGGAUGAAAGAUAUAAAUUUGGAUGAGAUUCUGGGCAGUCACACUUAGAUUUGGGUCACCAGUUGCUAAAAAUGGACCCACAGCUGAGAUUAUAGAGGUUAUGGAUGCAGGGUGUAAAGGGUAGCAUUUGUAAAUAAUGUUAAAAUGGAAUUUUAUAAACUUUGUUAUCACGCAUACUCUGAUGUUUUGUAUUGUAUUUACUGUGAAAGGUAUUUGUUUUCUGUCUUUAAUAGUCUGGAUAUUUUAUUUCUGGUAUGUUGACCAAGGAACUGAUUUUAUUUUCACUCACUGUUUUUUGUGCUCUGCCAGGCUCAUGCUGUAGUGCUCUCCUAUGAGACGAAAUACCAAAUUCACACUGUGAAAAGGAAACCUUGCUGUGCUGCGUUCAAGGUCAUUCUGACAUUCCCAGUCUUUCUCAGUCUGCAGCCACUAUUUAACAUGAUAAUGCGCCUUUUACCUUCACAUAUUUUGCUGCCAUGCACACUCUAUCUUGCAACAAAUGUUUUCUCACUUUUUGGUCAUGCUUUUUCAUCUGUGGUAGUUUUUGAUGCAACUGAAAUGGCGUAACCAUUAUUUUUUUUCCCCAUGUGAUAUUUAAUAAUUAUUGGGAUAGUAAUAAGACAUUAUAAUACAUGCUAUUAAUAAAAUUGAUUUAUUUGAAAUG
Molecule: messenger RNA, 4036 nt
Organism: Thalassophryne amazonica
Lineage: Eukaryota; Metazoa; Chordata; Actinopteri; Batrachoidiformes; Batrachoididae
Product: mastermind-like protein 2
Biological process (GO): Notch signaling pathway; positive regulation of transcription of Notch receptor target
Cellular component (GO): nuclear speck; nucleoplasm
Molecular function (GO): transcription coactivator activity
Source: RefSeq, a predicted model, not a curated record